GCCGGACUGGGGAUCCCUCUCCUGCUCUGUCUCUUCCCUCCCCGCCCCCUUGCACUGUCUGGAAGAGGGGGGAAGUGGAGGCUGCUGCUUGGGAAGCCAUUUGGUGCUGAGAAAGUGGGCACCCAGAUGUUCUGGCCUCUGCACCCCACCUUGCGCUUGGUUCUGGCCUGCUAGGCCUUUCUCACCUGCCCAAGGGCAGCACCCCCUGCCCAGUCUUGAGAGGGCAUUGCCUCAAGGGCAUCAUCAUGGGCACUGUCAGUGAGCUCUGUGCCUCCAGUUUCCAAGCCUUCCUCUUCCCCUCCACCUUGGUAGCCACCAAGCCAGUGCCCAGCGACCUGACCCCUGAGGAGCGACAAGAACUUGAGAACAUUCGCCGACGCAAGCAGGAGCUGCUGGCAGAUAUACAGCGUCUGAAAGAUGAGAUAGCAGAGGUCACUAAUGAAAUCGAGAACCUGGGCUCUACAGAAGAGAGGAAAACCAUGCAGAGGAACAAGCAGGUGGCGAUGGGCAGGAAGAAGUUCAACAUGGACCCUAAGAAGGGAAUCCAGUUCCUGAUAGAGAAUGACCUCUUGAAGAACACCCGCGAUGACAUUGCCCAGUUCCUCUACAAAGGGGAAGGGCUCAACAAGACAGCCAUUGGCGACUACUUGGGUGAAAGAGAUGAUUUCAAUAUCCAGGUGUUGCACUCAUUCGUGGAGCUGCAUGAGUUUACAGACCUCAACCUUGUCCAGGCACUGCGGCAGUUCCUUUGGAGCUUCCGGUUGCCGGGCGAAGCACAAAAGAUUGAUCGGAUGAUGGAAGCCUUUGCACAACGGUACUGUCAAUGCAACCCCGGUGUCUUCCAGUCAACAGAUACCUGUUAUGUGCUCUCGUUUGCCAUCAUCAUGCUCAACACCAGUCUUCAUAAUCCCAACGUUAAGGACAAGCCAACAGUGGAGCGCUUCAUUGCCAUGAAUCGUGGCAUCAAUGAUGGCGGGGACCUGCCCGAGGAGCUGCUUAGGAAUCUGUACGAGAGCAUUAAAAACGAGCCCUUCAAAAUUCCCGAGGAUGAUGGCAAUGACCUGACGCACACUUUCUUCAACCCAGACCGUGAAGGCUGGCUUCUGAAGCUCGGUGGCCGGGUGAAGACGUGGAAACGGCGCUGGUUCAUCUUGACGGACAACUGCCUUUACUACUUUGAGUACACCACGGACAAGGAGCCACGAGGCAUCAUUCCCUUGGAGAAUCUGAGUAUCCGUGAGGUUGAAGAUUCCAAGAAGCCCAACUGCUUCGAGCUGUAUAUCCCUGACAACAAGGACCAGGUGAUCAAGGCUUGCAAGACUGAGGCAGACGGGCGUGUGGUGGAAGGGAACCACACUGUCUACCGCAUCUCUGCACCCACCCCAGAGGAGAAGGAAGAGUGGAUGAAAUGCAUCAAAGCUGCAAUUAGCCGGGAUCCAUUCUACGAGAUGCUUGCUGCACGCAAGAAGAAGGUCUCCUCCACCAAGAGACAUUAGCCACAUGGCUUUGUUGAGUAGCAGUGACAUUGGCAGCUGUUGCCUCUCCGUCUCCUGGCAGAGAGGAAGAGGAGCGAGACGACACAGACCCGCCUGCUCUGCAUUAUGACCCCAAGGGGGGACUAGCUUCAGCUUUUGCUAUUCUUUUCUGGUUUGGGGGCAGGAAGAGUUGCGGGGGGUAGGCUAUGUUGAUGGCAACCACCAGCUCUCACUGACUUAUUUAAUUUGCAAGAAUGCCAUCUCCCUGCCAGCCCCUCAGCUGGGCAGCUUGAAGCCAAACCACGUCACUGGUAGCCCAAGUGGCAGGAAGAGAAGAAUUGUUGGGGUCUUUUCUGCUACCGUGGCUGACUUGUUCCUUGCCUGUGCCGAUGGUGAGGCAGACCUAUUCAAGCUGCCAGCGAGAAGUGUCGGCUGUACCAGGCUUUAGGCCUAAUACUCUCCGAGACCCUGAAUCAGGAAUGGACCACAAACUGCCAAAGGCAUAGAUCAGUCUGCAGCAGAGGUUGGGGGCAUGGCUCUCUAGCACUGAAGCAGAGAGAUCCCUGUGGCCCUCUGCAUCGCCAUGUUGCUCCCUGUUCUUUGGACAGGUAAGCCCAAUGGCUUCUUUCCCCCAAAGCAGUUGAGCUGUAUGCUCUUUCAUGUUUAAUUUCCAGGGUUCUCUGUCGCAAGGUGUUUUAUUAACCACGUUGAGUAAUAAGCAACCAAGAAUGUCAGUCCCAACAGCUGGCAUGAUGAAUAGCAAGGCUGCCACCUCCAGGAUUUCCCCUGCCCUCGUUCUAGAGGGCACUGACUUAGGCUGCCUCGUAUGUGAAGCAGGAAUGAGGCCAGCAGAGGGCUCACUCAAGCAACCUUGCCCAGAUGAGAAGGCGGUGCUCUUGUGAGCUAGCGGCAUGCAUGUGGUUGUGGGUGGGCAGGAUGCUUUACAGGGAGGCUUUUCACCCCUUUGCCAGUGGCUGCUGGGAAACCCUCUCACCCAGCAACUGGGCACAAAAAUUUAUCCCUGCAGCCAGAGCUUCCUCUGUUUUUUGUUUGUUUGUUUAACAUUGCAAUCGGGAGCAGGCAGAGCUGAAGAGAAAAGACCUGCACCAUUCCCCGCUACCCUGAAGAAAGAAGCUGAAACAGGCUGGCUCUGGAUUCUUUGACAUAGGCUAUCUUCUUACAGUUGCACUUUUCAGUAGAGGGAGUGGAUGGAUUGGGAUGAAGGCUGUCCUGGACAGUGGGGGCACUUCUUGGCUCUGAAGCACAAGCAGAUGAUUGGUUGCUGGGGAACCAUUGGAAGCCCAGGGUGGGUGGGGUAUGAGAUGAUGGCUUAUGCCUGGAGCACUGAGCUGGGGUAGGCCGUAAGAAGACGGUUUUCCCCGACUGUUGAUUUCAUUAUGCGCCUUGGAAAAGCUCCAGUUUUCCCCAGCUCAGUAUUAAUCUAUUUAUCGGAGAUGUACAUACUCUCUGUAUAGAUUUUUCUCCUUUUAGAUUAUUUUGUAUUUGUUUUUAAAUAAGAGGAUUGUUUUCUGUGAAACAUAGCAGAAUUCUAAAAAAAAUGCUGUGGCACAAGGGGGGGGCAGGAAGCAAGGGGGUUGCGGGAGGAAGGUGGAAGUUACUCCUGGUCAAAAAGUUUGGUUACAGUUUUUUGUGUUGAAUCCUUUUCCACCCCAUUGUUGGGUUUUUGUUGCCACAACCUUGUGAACUAGCACAGAGCAACUGCAGCAAAUAAAUGUUGAUCUCACACUUGGCUCUAUGCCCUUCUUUGGCUGCCUCUGUCUCUGUGAUCUACAUUUAUGUGGUUUUCCUAUUUGAGGUUAGUAGCAUUACAUCAAGCAAUUCAGGGGCCUUGGGCCAGUCUAUUUAGAUCUGUGUGAUUGAGGACAUUUCGGUAGCCAUACUGAGGAAGGGUUUCAUUGUGGCUUCCCUCCCCAGCUUUAAUUUUUCUUUAUCUGCCAGGGGAAGCUGCUGGUAAGAUUGGUUUAAGUUAAGGGACCAGAAUGUAAAGCAUUCAUCUGGCUUCCCAGCAUUGACAUUGGUUACUGAUAGCUAGCUGCUAUCAGUAGCCAGAUGCAAAGAGGUUAUAAAGCGUACAUUAGGAAAUGAGGUUACAGUGGGUUGUAUUCAAGCUCGCACUAAGGCAAACAGGGCAACAAAUUCUCCUUGCUCAACAGAAAGUUAUUUCCCCAAACAUGUUCUGGAAAAUCUCCUAACCCUCUGGAGCAGAGCUUGGGGAUUGUGUGUUUGGGGGUGGGGAGAUGGGAGUGGACGUCCCACUGUGCUAGCAGAAAUCCUUGCACAGGUACAAUUAUUUAACUGGAUACUGCCCAGGGUGUUGUUUUUUGAGAGGGGCUUAGAGAAGACCCUGGUGGAUUUGGGAUAAGACAGCAGGCUACAGUGGGGCCCCUAGUCUGUGGAUGAUUUGGGUUUGCAUCUCCACAGUACAGUAGUGUACACAAGCUGUGGAACCUGCAAGUUGUUAUGUUUGGGGAACAGCAAGAGCAACCCACUUGUGGGUAAAAUGUAAGCAUGCCUACACUGAACCCACCUCGUCACAAACCAGCAUAAUGUUAAGAUAGUGUUAUGUCUAUGCCUUUCCCCUGCAUGGCUUUGCAAAAUCAGUUUUUGUUUCAUCAGAUUCUGGAUUUUUAAAGCUGUCUCAGGGGAUGUGCCUAGAUGGGGUUUACAUGCCAGUUGACCUCUAUCUAUUAUAAAGCUUUAAAAUCUUAGUAGCACUGUAUACUUACAGAAUAACAGGAUUACCUCCAAAAAUAGGCAACAAUUGCUUUGUCUAAAUAACAUCCAGCAAAACUUAGGUGUUCACCUCCAGUGUGUCUCAGAUUCUACAAAAGUGAAUUAAUCAGUCAGACAAUUGCAUUCAAAAUACACAUUAGCAGAACAAAGGUGGUGUAUCUAAUGCAGACUUUCUUGAUCACCACAGCUCUUCCUGAUAAUGGAGCAAGUGGGGUUGAACUUUGGCUAAUUUCCUGCAUGGGUUCUUAGUAAGAACUUCAAAAUUCUGCUCGGGUCCACUAUAUUUCUUUUAAAGAUCCCUCUCUUGCUAAAAUUGGUUCAACUUUUCAAACUCAUGCAGCCUGAGCAGCAACCAGCAGAUGGCACCAAGGUAUCACAUUUGGGUUUGUAGGGGGAAAGGAAUGCUUAUCUGCAGAAAUUACCUUACCUUAAAUAAUCUCUUAACACUCUAGGCUGUUUUUCUUAAGGAAUGUAAGUUUAUAGCAGCUUUGCAAAAUGGUUUUCAGUGCCCACAAAAUGUAAAUAAGAAUCAAUGUGCUAUCUGUGGUGGUAGUGGGUAACCUGGUUUGAUUAAGUCAUAGGUGGGAUGAAUAUGUUAGCAAUGCUCAUGCUUCUCAUGAUCUUCCACCCCUUUCUCUGAUAUCCAAAGCAAGGGGUGGGGGUUCACCUUGCCUAAUAUGUGGUCCCUGCCUGGCCUCUAUGGGCGGGAAAGAGGAUUCUCCUCAUUUCCUUUUAUGGCAGUGGUAGCAGUAAGUGGAGGAAGUGCUCUUUCUAGAUGCUCUCAGUACCACAUCAGGACUUCUGGCACUGUAGUAUGGGGAGGGCAUCUUCCAAUGCUGCUAUUUCAGCUUUUAGGGGAGUAAGGAGGAAGGGUGGAUGCUUUGGGGUCAUGGGGAGGUGCAGAUCAAAAGAAACCAGGAACCCUCUCUCCCAGAUAAUUUAUUUUAGUCCAGAGAAGACUUUAAGGGUGCCUUAAUAACUUGUCCCCUCCUUUUGCAGUGCCCCCUUAAGAACACUGGGAGUUUGCUUCCAAGCUAAGCCAUGCUUUAGGCCGACAUCCAUGGCAUCACUGUUGCUUCUGAAAAUACUGUAGAAUGAGUCCCUGCUUGUUCUCCACUACCAUUUCCACUUCUACUCUUAUCUAGUCCUCUUUCAGGGCUCCUGAUUAGCAUCCUUCUCCAGCUUGUGACAUCAUAUCCCCACCACCAAACCAAUUUAGUUGGUCUAACAGCGAGACCUGUACACUCUCUCCGCACAAGGUUCUUUCUCUGCCAACCUGGUCCUGUGUAUGGUCUUCUCAGUGCCUCUUAUUCUUCCAUCAUGGAUGAUUUCAGCAGCAGGAGCCACAGUAUCCCUUGUGGGUUUCAAACCAGCUUCCUAUGGCAUUCCUCUCCGUUGCAGUCUGCACAGAAAAAGGUGUCCGGGAGGAUCUGUACCUUUGGGGUGAAUAUGUAGUUAUUGUGCCCUGGAGUCCCAGGAAGGUGACCUGGAAAAGAAACUGCAAUUAGUCUUACAAAGAGUGAAAAAUGGGCAGCACAAAGAUAUCCAAGCAACAAUGAUUGCAUUUUUCAGUAGUGGUGCCUAAUGGCAGAAUACUUUAUGCAGUUAUGCGCCUCUUAAUGCUAUAUUAUUUUUAGGAAGCUGUUAUUUUUCAUUACCGCUCCCUCAAAAGGACAUUAGAUUGAGCUAGUUUGAAAACAAGAAAAAUAUUUGCUGCCUUUUACUGCACCAGCUUUUGCCCUAAAUUGUCUAGAUAUCUGAUGGAAGGCCUGAAAAUGUCUUAGAUUGGAAAUUACAUGGUGAUUUGAAAGUAAUUCACAUGCAUUUCCAACCUCCCUGGAGAUGCUGGUGAUUGAACCUAGGAGCGCCUGCAUGCAAAGCUGAUGCUCUACCAGUGAACUACAGUCCCCCCCCCAAUCUACAUCACUCCCGGUGCCAGGUUCUCCAUAAUUUUUAAAAUUUAUAUAUGUGGGGUUUGUUAAGCACCUCUCUAAGCCAAUCCCCCAGGAAGCUGCUUUGACUUCAAAGAACAAAGGCAGAAUCAUUAAUACCCUGAUGAAAGGUCAGAUAUUCAGAGUCAGACAUGGAAAGGGGUGGCGUGCCUUCUCCAGCUGUGUGUUACUUAGCAGAAUUGAGAGGGGGAGAUUGCCAGAGAAACAGGGGUAUGAUGUCACCACAGAGGUUUGGGGAACAGGGUUUUCUGGGAAGGAGGAGCAAGAAGUGGGUGGAGCUCUGAAGUGUGCUGGCUGGAAAAGGCUGCACCGAGAAGCAUGACUGGCUGCUGCUUUGGACCCAAGCUGCUGACAAGAGGAGCAACGAGAGAUAGUCUUGGGAUGUGUUGUUCUGCACCCCCACCACUGAAGGCUUCAGCUGUAAACAUGUAUAAAAUAAACCAUAUUUCUUAAAGA
Molecule: messenger RNA, 6637 nt
Organism: Podarcis muralis (Common wall lizard)
Lineage: Eukaryota; Metazoa; Chordata; Lepidosauria; Squamata; Lacertidae
Gene: CYTH1
Product: cytohesin 1
Biological process (GO): regulation of ARF protein signal transduction
Molecular function (GO): guanyl-nucleotide exchange factor activity
Source: RefSeq, a predicted model, not a curated record